CCAGCACUCCCAAAUUCCCGUGGGAUUUGGGAUUCACCCCCUCUGUCUCUCCCUCUUUUCCCAGGUCUCAUCAACAGCCACCGGAACAUCCACGGGGAUUCUCCGCGCCCUCUUCCCAGAUGGAACAACCCCCGGAGCAGCUCCUACAACCAGAGAGGGGGGGGAGCCUUUCCCAGGAAUUUCCAACCCCCCAGGAAUUUCCACUCCUGGAGGAAGAAAUAUUCCCUGGAUAACCGGCUGCCCGGCUCAGCCUCCGAAGCCGGAAGCGCUUCCCGGAUUUUCGGGAAUUCCGGCGACAUCCCGGCCGUGGAACCUCCGGAAUCGUCACCAGAGAGACACGUGGAUUUCACCAGGGACGGGAAUAUCGUGGUGGACAUCCAGGUGCAGCAGAGAGCUGUAGAUGGAGGAGAUUCCAAGGAGUUUUCCGGGCGGGAAGCGGCGGCAACGACAACAACAACUCCGGAGAGCGGCGGGAAAAACAUUCCGGGAUCUCCCUAUGGAGAAGAGGGAAGAGCUUCCCUAUCCAUAUCCUUUAGUUCCACAUCCAGGACCGUUUGCCUGCCUGGGAUUGGGGCUGGAAGUGGCUUCUUCUCCCCCUCUGGAAUUGGCAGUGAAAGCGCCGUGACGCUGAAAUCGGAGCCGCGGGAAAAUUUGGGAUUCGCGGAGCGGGAGCCGGCCAGGAAUUCUGGGAAUUCUGGGAAUUCUGGGAAUUCCGGCCGGGUCGUCAAAGCGGAGCUGUCGCCCCCUGGGAAGAGCCAGGAGGAAAUUCGGGAUGUUCCCCUGCAUCCCAAACUCUUUGGGAAUGAUGGGGUGGCCUCCGUUGGGAUGGGAGGGAGCGGAAUUCCCGGUGGAAUUCCCGGCGGAAUUCCCGGCAGAAUUCCCAAAGCUCCCACCUCCGGAAAAUCCCCCAAAUUCCGCAGGGGCAGCUACACCUGGGUGGCAAAUCCCGGGAAAAGCUGGAGGUUGGGAAGGAGGUGGGGGGGGAGCCCCAGGAAAGGCCCGGGCGGGGCGGAAAGAGGAGCCAAAAGCACCCCCAGGACGGAUUUGGGAAGCAAAGGGAAAAAAUCGGGAAUGCCGUCCAAGCCUGGAGGGGCCUCUCCCAGCAAAUACAAAUGGAAAGCGGCCACCCUGCAGGCCCUGCCCUCCAAUUCCGGCUCGGCAUUCCGAUGGAGAUCCCAGGAGCAGCGGAAAACUCCGGCUCCCGGUGUUCCUCAUCCUGGUGUUCCACUUCCAGAUCCUGGAAUUCCUCAUCCCAGCAUUCCUCAUCCAACUCCCGGCGUUCCUCAGCCUGGUGUUCCUUCUCCAGCUCCUGGAAUUCCUCAUCCAGCUCCUGGAAUUCCUCAUCCCAGCAUUCCUCAUCCAACUCCCGGCGUUCCUCCUCCAGCUCCUGGAAUUCCUCAUCCCAAUGUUCCUCCUCCAGCUCCUGGAAAACCUCAUCCAGCUCCUGGAAUUCCUCAUCCCAAUGUUCCUCCCCCAGCUCCUGGAAUUCCUCCCCCAGCUCCUGGAAUUCCUCAUCCUGGAAUUCCUCCCCCAGCUCCCAGAAUUCCUCCUCCCGGGGCUGCUCCGGGCGCGGUGAAAUCCUCGGGAGAGGCUCCGAUCUCCACCUACAAAGUGAGGAGUCGGACCAAGAUCAUCAGGAGGAGAGGGAAUGUGGGAUUUCCCAUGGAUAAGAGGAACAUCUCACCCAGCACCUCCCUCAGGAGCCGCUUCCACCUCCGGAGGAAAAAUUCCACGCGUGGAAAAACUUGGACCAUUCCCAAACGUUCCUCUCCCAAAAUCCCAGGGCAGGUGUCCAGGCACAGCAUCUGCAGGAUCCCAAUUCCCACCAGCACUCAGGUGGCCACCAAGGAAGGUGCUUUUCCAGGAUUUCCAGGUGUGCUUUAGGAGGCUAUUCCAGGUUAACAGGGAAUUAACUCUGGAAUCUCUUCCCUGCAUCCCGUUUUCCGUGUCUGAUUUUUUGGGGGGGGGGUUUGAUUUGCUGGAAUCUGCCGUAAUUAAGAGGGAUAAUUAAGAGGGAUAAUCGGGAAUUUGCAUCCCUGUCCGGUUGUCUUGGCUUGGGAAUUCUCAGAGCAGAAUUCCAGAGCUGCUCUGCCAUUCCCAUGGGCUGUGGAAUGUUGUUGGGAAUGCUGUUUGGAAUGUUGGUGGCUCCCAGCUCGUGUUCCAUAGGGAGAAUUCCGUGGGCAGGAAGAUUUUUCCCGCCUGGAAUGUGAAUGUUUGGGAUGGAUUUGGAGCUCCCUUUUCCUUGGGAAUGGUUGGGGCAGGGAUUUGGGGGCGUGGUGGGGCUGGGAAUGUGGCUCCAGGUGGAUUUUUGGGAUUGUUUUGCAUCCAUCCAUCCAUCCAUCCAUCCAUCCAUCCAUCCAUCCAUCCAUCCAUCCAUCCAUCCAUUGGGAUGUCGUGUUUUUCCUGGAUGAGGGACUUUGGAAAAGUCCUGGAGCGAUGGGAUAACAGGGAAUGGUUUCCCACUGCCUUGGGAUAGUGGGAAGGAAUUCUUGGCUGGGCUGGAAUUCCCAGAGAAUCUCUGGGAGUGUCCAAGGAAAGCUUGGGAUGGUGGGAGAUGUCCCUGCCCUUGGAAGGAAGGGUUGGAAUUCCAGGAUUUUUCCACUCCCUUCCCACCCAAAUUCCAUGGAAAGGCGGGAAUUUUGUGGGAGAAGCUUUUUGUGGGAGGAGAAGGCCGAAGGGAUUUUCUCUCUGGAGGGAUUUGGGAAUGCUGGGAGGAGGAUUUGGGAAUGCUGGGAGGAGGAUUUGGGAAUGCUGGGAGGAGGAUUUGGGAUCUGGGAGAAGCAGGAGAAGAGGGAAUAAGUUGGAUGCUUUUCCAUGAUCUCCCAGAGCAGAGGGCUUGGAUACAACACAGCUUUGUUUUCCAUGGAUAAUGGAAAACAUGGAUAAUGGGAUUGGGAUCACAGCCCCUUCCACUUCCCCCAAAAAAUGGGAUUCAUUUGGGAUUCCUGCUUCCCAAAAGUGCUCUGGGGGACCUGGGGCACUUCCUGAAAUAAAUCCUGAUCCUGAAAGAAUUCCUGAAAUAAUUCCUGAUCCUGAAAUAAAUCCUGAUCCUGAAAUAAUUCCUUAAAUAAAUCCUGAUCCUGAAAUAAAUCCUGAAAUAAUUCCUGAU
Messenger RNA from Myiozetetes cayanensis, 3109 nucleotides. RefSeq names its product zinc finger CCCH domain-containing protein 3-like. The annotation marks the transcript as partial. The record is from RefSeq and is a predicted model, not a curated record. The transcript has 4 exons. NCBI's taxonomy places the organism in Eukaryota, Metazoa, Chordata, Aves, Passeriformes, Tyrannidae.